AUGGCUGAUACGAAGCGCCAAAGUAUGAACGCCAAAACUCAGCAAGCGACGGGCUCUGGUGCAGCCGCCCCGACGGACGAAGCAUUAAGCAAAGCGAUCGGUGCACGCAUUCGCGUCACAACAGCAGCUCCAAACACAUCCACCAUCGAAGGUACUCUUUUUACCGCCUGCCCUAUAACGAACCUCGUUGCCAUCAACACCUCCACUCAAACCUCGCCAAACCCUACCAGCCCGAACCAGUCUGGAGACUACCAUAUUAUACCCGCAUCUCGCAUUCAAUCCUUCCAAGUCAUUUCUCCCGCACCAAGUGUCGUCGACGGAGCUCCUGCGCUUCAAGCUCUAGAGACCCGUGCUCUGAAAGCGCGAGAGGCCAGCGCCAUAGCAAAGUUGCAAGAAGCUGAAGCUAGGCGCGGUAAGGGCGUGACACGGGAGGCACAGGAUAUCUUUGAUGCUUUUAGCCGCACCAUGCCUGCGCGAUGGGAUGGCACUAGCAUCGUUGUUGCGGACGCCGUUGUUAUCGCCAAACCUUAUCGGGUGGAUGAUUGCCGGGCUCUGGUUGCGAAUGAUUCUGCUGCACUGAGUCGUGUGCGCAAAGUGUUGGAAAUGGAACGUAAGAAGAUCGAACUCCGCAACGCAAGCGCCGCGAUCGGGAGCACCAAUCAAUUCGCUCGACAGAGUAGAGACCGAGUUGCAGUACCCAGUCGCUUUGAUAACUCGCCUGUUCCCACACCGAGGAAAGGUGGUUAG
This is a messenger RNA of Talaromyces amestolkiae, 747 nucleotides long. RefSeq lists its product as uncharacterized. NCBI's taxonomy places the organism in Eukaryota, Fungi, Ascomycota, Eurotiomycetes, Eurotiales, Trichocomaceae. The transcript has 3 exons. The record is from RefSeq and is a predicted model, not a curated record. Bases 1 to 747 code for a protein of 248 amino acids.